Molecule: messenger RNA, 4166 nt
Organism: Biomphalaria glabrata
Lineage: Eukaryota; Metazoa; Mollusca; Gastropoda; Planorbidae
Product: enoyl-CoA hydratase domain-containing protein 3, mitochondrial-like
Exons: 10
Coding region: 86-982 (298 amino acids)
Cellular component (GO): mitochondrion
Molecular function (GO): hydro-lyase activity
Source: RefSeq, a predicted model, not a curated record
UACUAUAAAAAUACAUGCUUGUAAACAGUACUUUGACUACGGCGUACAAGAGUACAGUAUACGAAUUUCUAGUUUAACCUUAUAGAUGUCCUUCUAUUGCAAACAAACAAUGAAUGUCCUGGGACCUUUAAAAUAUGCUUUCAGGAUUUCGGUAGUAAGACCACAGAUAUUUAGAUCAUUGAGCACAACCCUGAAAAGAAAAGAUCAGCCAACAGAUAAUUCUUUAACAAUCAAAAGUCAAGAAGGAGGCAUACGUACUAUAUGUUUAAAUGAUCCUAAAAAAAGAAAUGCAUUGUCUUUGGCUAUGCUCCAAUCUUUGUAUGAGGAUCUUAAAAAUGAUGAGGAUAACCUCAGAGUUAUUAUUAUUAAAGCCACUGGUCCUGUGUUUAGUUCUGGACAUGACUUAAAGGAACUGACUGCUGAAAAAGGAUCAGAGUUUCAUGAGAAAGUUUUCUCAACUUGUACAGAAGUUAUGAAUUUGAUUCAGGAUCUACCAGUCCCUGUGAUUGCUCAGGUCAAUGGUCUUGCCACAGCUGCUGGAUGUCAACUGGUUGCUGCAUGUGAUUUAGCUGUCGCCUCCCAGUCUUCUAAGUUUGCUACACCAGGUGUCAAUGUUGGAUUGUUUUGCACUACCCCUGGUGUAGCGUUAAGCAGAUCAGUUUGCAGUAAGGUGGCCUUAGAGAUGCUGUUAACUGGGAAUCCUAUUUCAGCUACAGAAGCUUUAUUACAUGGUCUGAUUAGCAAGGUCGUUCCUGAUGACCAAGUAGAAACAGAAACAUUGAAGCUAGCCAACAGAAUUUGUGAAACAAGUAAAGAAGUUGUGGCCUUAGGGAAAAAAGCUUUCUAUACACAGAUAUUAAAAGAUACAAAAAAUGCAUACAGAUAUGCUGAGAGCGUCAUGGUCAGUAAUUUAACACUUAAAGAUGGAAAUGAGGGAAUCAAAGCUUUUAUUGAAAAACGGAAACCUUCCUGGAAGAAUUAGCAGACUUGCAUGAGUUUGACAUCAAAACCUAUACAGUUUACAUCAUUCAAGAAUUUUUAAAAAGACAAAAUUGAAAAACGAAAUCUGAAUUUUCAGCCUCAAAUCAGUAUUUUUAUGUAUAAAAUCCAUAUAAAUGUGUAACAUUUUGACAAUGUGAGUUAUUGUUAUUGCUAAAGAAGAGUGAGUUAUGUAUAUAUUCUGGUGUUUGUCUGAUCAAUGAUCAUAAUUGUUGAUUCGUUAGAAGAUUUGAGGCAGAUAUUAUUUUUGAUCCUUUUGAUUGGCUACUUGCUGAUUGUUUUCUCUCUCUUUGUCUGUUUGCUAUAACAAUUUUUUUCUUGGUAAGUGCCAAAAACCUUGUGUUCUUUUAAAUCUCUUAAAUCAGUUUCUAAAGUAGAUCUACAGUGUGUCAGGGUACAUAGCUAGUAGGAAUAGAAAAUAAUUUUAAUUUUAUUAUGUUAUGAUCUUGAUCUCAUUUGUCCUUUGACUUUUGUCAUAGGGGUGAUGUGAUAGUUUGCAUAACCAAAUCCUUUCACUUUUCCCGGUCAGCAGCUGUUCUUAGCAGGAUAUCAAGAGAGAGACUGCUCCUAUCUUUUACAUUAUCAAGACAGUUUUUCUUUGGAUGACCCUUUCUUCAUGCUCCCUCCACUGUACUGUAUAGCUCAGCUUUCGUGUCUUCAAAGUAUUGCAGAGUUACUCCUUCUUUAUCAGCCAGAGUGUUGACGUGUUAAAGUACAAACUCAUUUGUCUUCUUUUCCUGGUUUCUGAUACCCAGCAUUUUUCUGUAGGAUUUACUUUCAAAGGCUUGAAUUCUUUCAGCCUCAGCAUUCAGUGUCCAAGUUAAACUAAAUAGGAGUGUAUAAUCUUGAACCAAAAAAAAGAAGUGGUUACGUUUAGAUAAGAAUAGACAAUGAUUUAGGUUAAAUUAGAUGAAUUAGUUACACCAAACACUGGAUGGUAAAUGGAAAACAAUAUUUUUUCUCAUUUGAGAAAAGAAACAAUGUUCAAGAAGGUUAUUGGUCAUCCAGUAGCUGUUUGAGCUCCUAGCAGUGAAACUUCUUGGAUUGAAUCACAACAGCUACAAGAUGUCUGGUCUUGAGACUAGCUGAAAAAAUACUUAUACAUCUUUUAUGUUGUGAUUCAUUAAAACUUAAACAUGUAUUGAGAGUGUAUUUAGUGUUUUUUUUCCUCACUCCUUAUUUUAGCACCUAGAUUACUGUUUCUAAAUUAAAACAUUUUUGGGGGGAUAACUAGACAUUAUAAAUAUAGUUCUUAUAGAUAGUUUUAUAAUAUGUUGUGGUAUUAUACAACAAAUAUCAAAAUGUGCAGUUUGUUCAAGAUUUACCUCCAGUCACUCCAUCAUUAGUAUGCUCCCUUGCAUUUUAACUUGGUAUAUUUCAAUUUCCUUCUCUUAUUCAGUGUAAUUGUUAUUGUCUCUUAGUUCAAAGAAUUUAACAUUUCUAUUUAGUGUCACAUUGACUUUAAUUGUUAAGUAUGGAUUCUUUUAGUGUCACAUUCAAUUAUUUGUUCACUUUUUUAGAAAUCCAUAAGAUUUGUGUUAUGCUGCUUAUAGGUAAACAUCUAAGCUUUUCAAGCCAGGUGUUUGCAGUUUGCUUUAUUCUUUGUUUGUGAACAAGAAAUAUUUGUUAUGUUCCUUAUUUCAUCUUAAAGUUUUACCAUUCCUCUCACACAAUUGUGCUUCUGUUUUUAAUUCUGCACCAAAUGUUGUUUUGAUAGGCACCGGUAUUAUUAACAAAUAGUAUACAAAUGUUUGGUUACAUGAAUUUUAUUUUGUUGAAUUGAGUUUUUAAGAUUCUUCAAAGUGCUUUCCAAAAAUGUGCUUUCAAUUGGACACUUUUAAGCUUAUAGUGUUAGUACUGAAAACAACACUGUCUUUAAAAUAACUGUGACCGGGUCAGUAUAUUUUUGAUACAAAAUCUACACAGCCUGAUUUUCUUUAAAGUCUAAGGUUUUGAGGUCCCAUAGAAUUACAUCCUUAUAUCAGAGGUGGGACCAAUCAGUUUUCCUUACAUCUUUCAACGAUUGACUGAAAAGUAUAUCCGGCUACUUUUCUCUGAAAAGUAUAUCUGGCUAGUUUAAGAGUUUUGUGAUGGAGGUGUCAUGCAUAAUAAAAGACGGGGAGCUAUUACUGUUCACAGUUACUGAAUCCAUUAACAAAGAUGAUUUUUAUGUAAAUUACUUUUCUGUUAUUUAUCCUACAGAUGGUUGUUUCAUAUUUGUGAUAGUUUUAUUGUAAUAAUUAAAGAUAAAAACUCUUGUGACAUUUGAUGUUUCUAACAUUUCUGGAAAAUGUUGAAAGAGAAAUUUGUCAUCAUGUUUUGUGCCUUAGCUAUUAAGCCACUGUUUCAGCACAUAUCUUUAUAGACAUUAAUGUGGUGGACAUGGUGAAUGUUAUAAAAUGUUCAUGAGAUAUUCAUGUUAUAAUUGAAUAAAAAAGAUUAGAUUAUAAUUUUUAAUGUUGCCUAAAAUUGAAUUUCUAAGUACCUUCAAAAAGGUUUUUAAACACACAUAUGUUUAAACAUAAGCAGGUUUUUCUCUGUCUGUUACACUUGAUCUUAUCUAGUUGUGCUAAUGAUGCAUUUUAUUAAAUUUUGCACAUUUCAAAAAAGGGAGAUAAAAAAUACCAACUCACUAAAGUUAAAUUGAGUUUUCAUUCAAACACAGACGCCCUGAACUAAAAUAUUAACAUGAUUGUUACACAUUUGUACAAAGAAAUGCACCUAAAUAAAUUUGAUUUUUGUUUGUUUCAGAUUUAAACAGUUCUAUUCAUACUUGUUACAUUACAAUUUCAUUCUCUCUUGAAAGAGAUAGGCAAAAUAAAGUGCUGCUUUGAGACCUUGCGAUCUAUGGCCAGAUAAUGUAAAGCUCAUCAUUCCUAUGGCCAACAGUCAGCACAACCAUGAACUUCCUUUACUUUUCCCAACGUUUGUCAGGUUCUCUUCAGAGUUGGGUGGACUCAGGGGUGUCUAAAAAUCCUAAACUUUAAAAUCCAAAUCUUCAACGAGAUUUGAACCCAAUACCCCUAAGUUUGGAAGCCAAGCACUUUACCACUCAGCCAAUACAUCCAUCAUCUUGAAAGAGAUACCUGAAAAUAUUUUCAUUAUUUAAUUUUUAAUGUGUAAUUUAUGUGUUUUAUUGAUAAAAAUAAUAAAGAAAAAGCAAAUUA